This is a messenger RNA of Phyllostomus hastatus (greater spear-nosed bat), 1787 nucleotides long. It is a transcript of the gene NUCKS1, whose product is annotated as nuclear casein kinase and cyclin dependent kinase substrate 1. Gene Ontology annotation, cellular component: cytoplasm. The record is from RefSeq and is a predicted model, not a curated record. Lineage: Eukaryota; Metazoa; Chordata; Mammalia; Chiroptera; Phyllostomidae. Gene Ontology annotation, biological process: double-strand break repair via homologous recombination; interstrand cross-link repair. Bases 95 to 826 code for a protein of 243 amino acids. The transcript is spliced from 7 exons. Gene Ontology annotation, molecular function: single-stranded DNA binding; double-stranded DNA binding.
GCCGAAGUUGGGGGGGGUGGGGCGCCCGGUGCGCGGGGUGGGGGGGGGGUCUUGGUCUUUGGCUUCUCAACUCGGUCCUGAUUCGACAGCGAACAUGUCUCGGCCUGUCAGAAAUAGGAAGGUCGUUGAUUAUUCACAGUUUCAGGAAUCUGAUGAUGCUGAUGAAGAUUAUGGAAGAGAUUCGGGCCCUCCUGCUAAGAAAAUUCGAUCAUCUCCUCGAGAAGCUAAAAAUAAGAGGCGAUCUGGAAAGAAUUCACAGGAAGACAGUGAAGACUCAGAAGAAAAAGAUGUGAAGACCAAGAAGGAUGAUUCUCACUCAGCAGAGGACAGUGAAGAUGAAAAAGAAGAUCAUAAAAACGUGCGCCAGCAACGGCAGGCAGCCUCCAAAGCGGCGUCUAAACAGAGAGAGAUGCUCAUGGAAGAUGUGGGCAGUGAAGAAGAACCAGAAGAAGAGGAUGAGGCACCAUUCCAGGAGAAAGAUUCCGGCAGUGAUGAAGAUUUUCUAAUGGAAGAUGAUGAUGAUAGUGACUAUGGCAGUUCAAAAAAGAAAAACAAAAAGAUGGUUAAGAAGUCCAAACCUGAGAGAAAAGAAAAGAAAAUGCCCAAACCCAGGCUAAAGGCUACAGUGACGCCAAGCCCUGUGAAAGGCAAAGGGAAAGUGGGUCGCCCCACAGCUUCAAAGGCAUCAAAGGAAAAGACUCCUUCUCCCAAAGAAGACGACGAGGAACCAGAAAGCCCCCCAGAGAAGAAGACAUCUGCCAGCCCCGCGCCCGAGAAGUCUGGGGAUGAAGGGUCUGAAGAUGAAGCCCCGUCUGGGGAGGAUUAAAAGUGAUGAUGGUUUGGGAGAGAUUUUAUUUAAAAAACAAAAAACAAAAAAAAGGAAAAAAGAAAACGGGGAAAAAAGAAAACCUACAUAAGAUAGAACAUGGUUUUGGCUAUGGCUUGACUCAUGGGCUUUCAACGCUUUUUUUCCUUUUGUUGAAAAUAACAUCUUCUCUCUUUUUUAAAAAAAUUUUUUUAAUUAAGAAAACCAUUGUAUGUUUAAUUUACUUUUUUGUCUAUUGGUCUUUUCUUUGCCACCACCCUCUCCUCCCUCGCUUUUUCAAUGAAAGCUGUGUCAAAUUAAUCACUGGAUCAACUGCUUCAUCUUUUUAUUUUUAAUGGAUGGCAUACCACAGUUGUAAAGCAAUAAGAUUUGAGAUGAACACUAUGGAAAUGUUGCUUUUUGCUAGACAGUAGCAAGUUGAGCAGUAAUCAAAAAACAUUAGAAGGGUUUUGGUUCAAAACGAUUGCCUCUUUCUCUACUUAGACUUUUUAAAAAAUCAAUUGUCAAGUUUAUUUUUUACCUUGGGGCAGGGCAGGGAGUAGGUUACCUGACCUUGUUUGAGGGUGUGGGUUUUUUGUGGGGUUUUUUUGUUGUUGUUUUGUUUUUGUUUUUUUGUUGUUUUUUAUUUCAUUUCAUCACUUGUUAUCUCAAAGAGAUUCAGAGCCAGUGACCCUUUUAUCCUGCUACAGUCUUUAAGAAAUUUAAAAAACAAAAACAAACAAAACAAAAAAACAAGGGCCUCUAAAACUUAAAUCAUGCUCAGUUUCCUACUUGAUUCUCUAAUGGUUCAUGUUUUAAAAUCUGUGUAUAUCCUGUUUCUUGGAUAAAAUUUUGCCAAGGAUAAAAAAAACGAACAAACCUAGAAUUUAAAUGGCAAGUCUAUAUUAUCACAGUGGAUUUCUUCUCAAACUGACAAUGUUUAGGUUUUAAGCAAAUAAAAUACCAGUUAAUGUGAAACUCA